AGGAUUAUAUAAUUCAACUGGGGAUUGUAGCAGGGUCUUGCCAGCACUAGUGAAUCAAUGGUAAAAAAAAAAAAGAAACAAAAACUGAAAUUGGAUUUUCUGACUGAGAACCUUAGACAUACUGAAGAAUGGCCAGCUCUGUUCUUAGUCCCCUGUACUGGUGCUUCAUGGCAGUGACUCUGCUGUGUUUGGUAGCAGAGCUGAUUGUCAGUUGGCUGUGUAACUCGCUCAUCAAUACAGUGGACUCCUUCCACACCCUCUUCAUCUUUCUGCUCCUGUGCCUCCCUGCCGCGGACCGCCUGGCUGACCGCCGCCCUGGGACCCCCUCGCGCUCGUACGGCUGGACCAGACUGCGGCCCCUGGGGGUCAUGGUGUCUGCUCUGCUCCUCGCCUCGCUCUGCAUCUCUGUCUCGUUGGAUAUCCUUGGCCAUUUCCUGCGGCCACACCCCAUCCAGAGGCCUGCCCUCGCGGGAGCAGCUGGAAUCCUUGGGGUCCUCUUCAACCUGGCCGUGGCCACGGUGCGCUGGGCAGGGAGGUGGGACCCUGGGGAGGUCUCAAGGGCUGGAGAGGAUCCCUCUGCUGGAAUCGUUAUGGAAACUGAAGGUACUGAUGUGAAGAGCCAAAUGGAUGAGAGCACCUUUGUAAAGGAAUAUGCCCACAAUACAGACAGCAGCGUAGGAGAACACUGGACACAAAUACAGUCAAGACAAAGCACAGAGCUCACCACCGUGGCUCCGCUGCUGCACUACAGCUCUGAAGCACAUCCUGUCUCAGAUGCUGACCCACAACCAAACUCUGAUCCCAGUGACGGUCAGACUGAUACCCAGCUGGAAAGAAAGAGUGAGGAGACAGGUAACCUUGGCAACUCAGCCAUCUCACCAUGUUUAAUCAGUGAGUCCAGCCCCAGAGCAGUGGAGGAGGAUGGAGAGCUGUUCCUAGGAAACCCCUAUGCAGAUAGGUACACAAGCACAGCACAGCCAGAAACAACAGCCAACAGGGUGGUUGAAACGGAACAAAGGCCAAUGCAAAUCCUCAAAGAUAUGGAGAAAAUCCACAGUGGUGGCAUCCUCUCUGCUCUGGACAAGGUGAAAUGUCUCCUGGGACCUUUACUAGUGCUGGCGAACGGACUGGCACAUCUGAUGAACCAUGACUGUCUUUACAGCGGGCACUGCCACCUCUAUCUGUACCUGGACCCGGCAUUCUCCCUAGUAACCGUGGUGAUCUUGCUCACCACUGCCUUACCCUACCUCAGACGGUAUGGCUUCCUCCUUCUCCAGGGGGUUCCAGUCCAUAUCCACCUGGAGAGCUUGAGAGAGCAGAUCCUGAAGCUGCCUGGGGUGCUGGCGAUCCAUGAGCUACAUGUGUGGCAGCUGUCCGAAUCCUACACUGUGGCGUCAGUCCACAUCCACUGCUCCAGUGCCGGAAGCUUCCCAAUCCUGGCUGUGGAAAUCAAAGAGCUUUUCCGCAGUGUGGGAGUUCAUGGCUCCAUUGUGCAGCCCGAAUUCUUUCCCCGACUGCUGCAAACAGAACAAAUGCUGGGUCUGUGUGACCUGGCCUGUGGGAAGGAGUGUGCUAAGAAGCUGUGCUGCCAGUGGUGGACAGAGAAGGAGCAAGCAGGACCUCCACCUGGAGAAGUCUUAGGCCAUGAAGAGCAACCCAGAGAGCUGGUCAUUGAGAAUAUUUACCUUUGAAUUGGGGAUUUCCCACCAAUGCCUUUUUAUUGUUUUGUUUUGUGUUUGUUCAUGUGUGCAUGUUCAUAUGAGUUGCAGGAUUAUCAGUCUUCUCUGUUUACACAGUAGUAAUGUCAGCUUCUCCACAUUGCUAGCUAGCCUCAAGCCUACCCUGGACUGGAGGGAGCGAGGGAGGGAGCAGUUCAGUCCAUGCCUCAAGCCUGCUGUGAACUCAAACCUGCCCUGGACCACCCUUUCUGUUACUAGGGCUUGAGUAGCUCUUUUUGAGAUUUCCUGUAAAAGAUGCCACUGCCAAUUGUUCCAAAUAGCAGGUCUAGUGAGGUUUAGUUUGAGAUCAUGAAACUGAUAUCAUCACUUGUGCAACUUUCACAAGAUUUGAUUGGCUCUUGCAAUGCUGAAAUAUGUAUUUCCCGAUUAUCCAUAAUUGUAUAGCUACUGAUCACCUUAACUCAAAACCUACUUCUAUAUAUCUAUAUAUCUAUAUAUCUAUACCUGGGCGCACAUGUUUGUGUUUUCUUGCCACUUGAAAUCAUUCUGUAUGCUGAUAAUCAUCUCUAAUUCGUUACUUCCUUGCCAUUUUGUAAGAGUUUUUUGCCAUGCUGUCUCUGUAAAUCUUUUGGGAGGCCGUCACUGAAAAACUAAAGAAAUAAAGAACCUGAGUUUCACUCCAGGAAGAAUUAAUUACCCCACAGUGUCUAGCUGGAACACCACGCUGAGAAAACUUGUUUGUCAGCCAGCCACAUUUCUGCAUCACAAAGCCUUCAUUCUCACUUCAGAACCAUUCAUUCAGACCCUCUCUUCUUUCACAUACCUGCCAAUCUCUGAGACACAAAAGAUUUUUUUCUAGGGCAACAUUUUACAGGAAAUGUUUUGUAGUUGCUAUGUAAAGUAUUGUUUUAUAUCAUUGUAAUCAAAUAUCUUGUUUGAUUAAUGUUGUCAUUUUGGAAUAAAACAAACAUAAUAAAGAAGACAGGUGCAGCAAAAGUUUCUGAAAUCAUAUUAAAUUAUGUACAAUUAUCGUCGCUAUUUGCCUUUAUCCACGACAUUGAUCGUGCUUUGUGUACAAACUCACGAUGCCAUUGUCAGUAGCCAACCAGGCUGGGCUGGAGUCUCCAACCAGACAAAAUCAGAGAUCCAGUCUUGCAUUUUAAACAGAGAAAUGCAUGUCUCAUUGUUUGUAGUAUUUUAAUGUAAUAUUUCAAGUGGUAUUAAUGUCUAAACACACACGAUUGAACAAUUUAAUAAGAAGUUACAAUACCACGCAUUCCCUUUUAAAAACAGUUUGUUGUGUAGUUAUCCAUUACUGUAUCUAUACUGUGGUAAAGUGAGCAUACUCUGUAUUUCUAGGUAUAUACUCUUUCCAGAAACAACUGUUGUGAGAAUUUACAAGCGACCUCUAACAAGGGCUUGAAGAAUUACGUUUUUAUUAUCCAAUCACCGGGCAACAAACGUGUGUACAAAACCCUUGACGUUUUAAUCAACCAUUGGACACGUGUUGUGA
Messenger RNA from Polyodon spathula (Mississippi paddlefish), 3192 nucleotides. Its product is annotated as zinc transporter 10. The record is from RefSeq and is a predicted model, not a curated record. Gene Ontology annotation, cellular component: membrane. Gene Ontology annotation, biological process: intracellular zinc ion homeostasis; detoxification of zinc ion; zinc ion transmembrane transport. Lineage: Eukaryota; Metazoa; Chordata; Actinopteri; Acipenseriformes; Polyodontidae. The transcript is spliced from 4 exons. Gene Ontology annotation, molecular function: zinc ion transmembrane transporter activity. Bases 129 to 1691 code for a protein of 520 amino acids.